This is a messenger RNA of Pollicipes pollicipes, 1177 nucleotides long. RefSeq lists its product as uncharacterized. The coding region runs from base 1 to 1020 and encodes 339 amino acids. The record is from RefSeq and is a predicted model, not a curated record. The transcript has 8 exons. Lineage: Eukaryota; Metazoa; Arthropoda; Thecostraca; Pollicipedomorpha; Pollicipedidae.
AUGGUCGCCCAGCUGGGCGGCGUAGCAUUCUUGGGUCUGUGCCAGGGUCAGCCCCCGCGGACGCAGCUGCGCGCCAGUCGGGGCGGAGAUGUGGCCGAGCGGGGCACGGCUGGUCCGGGCGGCGAGGCGAGGUCGGACCGCUGCCCAGCACCAGCGACAGACCACCCGACGGAGAUGAACUGGUACCACCGUCAGUGGCCUACCGCUACUGGCUGGCUGCUCACAUGUCUGCUUCCGGGCGUGCUGUGCAUACGUAUCGUUGACAUGCAGAUUCCCCGUUCGUUGGUGAGGGGAGGCGAAGUGACAUUACGCUGUAAGUAUGACCCCGAGGGCAAGGAUAUAUACGCCGUCAAAUGGUACAAGGACCGGCAGGAGUUCUACCACUUCCUGCCUCAGAAUAGCCAGCAGAAGGGCUCCUACAAUGUCUCCGGAUUUCAAGUGGUGCCAGAGAAGUCGUCUGACACCGAGGUGACCCUGAGGCAAAUCGGUGACCGGGCGGCCGGCACCUACAAGUGCGAGGUCUCCGGCGAGGGGCCCAACUUCUGGACCGCGUUUCAGGAGCGCAACGUGUCCGUCGUGGCGCUACCGGACCGCCAGCCGGAGAUCUGGGGCCACCUCCGCUUCUACCGGCCAGGGGAGAACAUCUCGGUCAACUGCACCUCGCCCAACUCCAGCCCGGCGGUGCGCAUCAACUGGUUUGUCAACGACGAACAGGUGUCGCGGGACAACAUCCAUCAGUGGGAGGCGCCGAGCGGCGCGCGUCUGGUGACGUCCACCGGCAACCUGCGCAUGACGGUGCGGCCGCACCACUUCAAGGCGGGCGUCAUGCAGCUCAAGUGUACCGCGUCGCUGGGCGACGUCUACUGGGAGAGCGUGCGUGUCAACCUGCCCAUCUGGGGCGAGACAGCACGCGGCGCGCGCAGCAACGGCCUCUUCGCGGCAGGCGGGGCUUCGCGUCCUGGGCUCGUCACUUCGGUUCAGAUGUUCCUGUGCGCAUGCGCCGCCCUGGUGUUCCGCUGAGCUGACUCACGCCGCUCACGUGGGUGCGAACUGUCGGAAGGCUGCCGUGGCCCCGCAGAUGCGUACUCUGCUCGUUCUUUGUGAUAAGCAGUGGGCGAAUGGAUCGUAAACGCAUGUGUUCAGUGUUUACAGAUGUGCAAAUAUACGUGUUUCUUAC